Tripterygium wilfordii is the source of this 2200-nucleotide messenger RNA. Its product is annotated as protein RETICULATA, chloroplastic. The coding region runs from base 610 to 1917 and encodes 435 amino acids. Gene Ontology annotation, biological process: plant organ development. NCBI's taxonomy places the organism in Eukaryota, Viridiplantae, Streptophyta, Magnoliopsida, Celastrales, Celastraceae. The transcript is spliced from 7 exons. Gene Ontology annotation, cellular component: chloroplast inner membrane. The record is from RefSeq and is a predicted model, not a curated record.
AUAGCAGUAAAUCGUGGGUUGGGCCAGAAGGACGGAGUUGUUGGUUACCCAUUUGGGCCUUUGGACCGCAGUCAUAAUAACAAAUCGUGGAUUGGGCCAGAAGAAAGGAGUUGUUCAGUACCCAUUUGGGCCUUUGGGCCGCGGUCAUAAUAACAAAAUCAGUAAAUCGUGGGUUGGGCCAGAAGAAAAGGGAUGUUCAGUAACCCUAAUGCCGCAGCCCCGCACCCGCAGCUCCGCAUCGCAGGCGUAACUUAGCGAAACCCUAGAAUUCUCCGCACGCUUACAAAAUAUCUACCGGCACGUGCAACAACUUUGACAAUGGCGCCACAAAGAGCCGAGGUACAGAAGUAAGAAGUUGGACAUCGAGUGAAUCUAAUAUGUAUUGAGUGUGAUGUACUCUCUCACCCAGUCGUGUCUCCGCCUCCGUCUUUGAGUCUUUUAGGCGCCGACGAACACGACUGCACGAAUUUUCCUUUCCUUGCUUUUCCCUCUCUUUCUUUCCCGGAAAGAUUAAUUUCUCGUUGGAACUCGGUCGGAAUUGAACUUAUACAUUAGAUUUCUGAUCGUGGUUGGUUUUCUUCUAACUUGUCGACUUUUCUAGGCAAAAAUAUGACAAUGGCACCGGCUUUUAGGUCAAGUUUCAGAUCGAGCUUGCAAAGCAGUGUUGUUUUGAGAAGGAUAGGGAGCGAAAAUUAUGUGUUUGGGUACGUGAGAUUCACAGAUUUAGUGAAAGAAGUGACUCUACCAGUUUUGGGUAGAAGCAGCGGUCGUGGACGCGUUGUAAUGAGGAACAAACGCAUGUCCGUGUUAAUGAGUAUGUCCAAGUCUCAAGCCGAGCCGCAAUCUGGUAUAGGCGCUAGUAUUUUAUCAAAAGAGGGGGGUGACGGUGUAGCAGCUGAGAAGGAGAUAAGCGUUUUAGAGAGUGGAAGUGAGUUGGAGACCGACAGCCAUGGAAAUGGUGGUGACAACGGGAACUUCAAAAAUGGUGGAGGUAGCGGCGGUGGCAGUGGAGGAGGGGACGGUAAAGGGGACGAUCAAGAGGCAGAGGAGUUUGGGCCAAUUUUGAAAUAUGAAGAGGUGAUGAAGGAGGCAGAGGCAAGAGGUGUAAAGCUUCCAUCGGAUAUGUUGGAGGCCGCAAAAAGCACGGGCAUUCGCCAAUUGCUUCUUCUUAGGUACUUGGACUUGCAGCGUUCAAGCUGGGGCUUGGGUUUUGCCAUGAGGUCUUGUGCUAUGCUUCGGAAUCGAAUGUUGGCUGAUCCUGCCUUUCUAUUCAAAAUUGGAACAGAGAUAGUGAUUGACUCAUGUUGUGCUACCUUUGCGGAAGUCCAGAAGAGGGGCAAAGACUUCUGGGCCGAAUUUGAGUUGUAUGUUGCCGAUCUUUUGGUUGGGGUUGUGGUCAAUAUAGCUUUAGUUGGUAUGUUGGCACCCUAUGCUCGUAUUGGCCAACCAACCGUAUCUAAAGGAUUCCUGGGACGCUUACAACAUGCAUAUGGAGCUCUUCCUAGCAGUGUGUUUGAAGCUGAAAGGCCAGGAUGUAGAUAUUCCGUAAAUCAGAGAAUAGCCACUUACUUUUACAAGGGUAUCCUUUAUGGAUCAGUUGGGUUUGCAUGUGGUAUAAUUGGCCAAGGCAUUGCAAAUAUGAUCAUGACUGCGAAGAGGAGCAUAAGGAAAUCAGAUGAAGACAUACCUGUGCCACCUCUUGUGAAGAGUGCUGCUCUUUGGGGUGUUUUUCUUGCUGUAUCUUCCAAUACCCGAUAUCAAGUUGUCAAUGGACUUGAACGUGUGGUAGAAGCUUCCCCUUUAGCAAAGCGAUUACCCCCUGUUGCUAUGGCAUUCACAGUUGGCGUGCGAUUUGCCAACAAUAUUUAUGGUGGAAUGCAGUUUGUGGACUGGGCUAGAUGGAGUGGUGUACAAUAAGUCAUAACUGUAAUCUCUUAUACUUAAUUUGAUAUGUUCUAUUCUAUCCAUCUAACUUUAGUUGGGAAUUAUGGUAACAUGGAUCCGUAGACAUCAAUUUGUUCCUUAAAAGUCUUCUAAUUUGUUGAACUUUUGCGUGGUGGAUUAACAAGCCGGGCGCACCCCCCGGAAUGUUUUGCGCAGCAUUUUCUACCCGGGGGAGUAAAAUGAUGGAGUCAGUGAGUUGCUAGGUUUGGUCUUGACAAUUUUAGCCUUGCUUGGCCAGUUGGCCGGCAUUUGGGAA